AUCUCUUUCCACUAAUGUGGUCUCUCAGGGCAUAUGCUGGGCCUCAAAUGCAUAUUUGAUUGCGUGUGAGUGAGAGAAAGUCUGCCUAGUAUGUCUAUAUAUGUGUGUUUCUGCGAGUACAUGAACGCGAAAGAGAGAAAUACGCUUUAGUUAAGAAAUGGUUAAGGAUCUGAAGUUGGAUUACGUCUUAUAGUAUGCUGAGGCCACACAAGAUUUGAUCUUUUCAUCUAAUGGACACUGUUUUCAUACCAUAAGGCAUGCAGUAUGAUGCCUCAGACUCUCUUGUGGACUAAUACAGAAAUCAAAGUAGAGAACUGGGGAGACUGACACCUGUGAAUAUAGAAUGGGUUGUGCUUGUAGUGACCAGAAACAUGGUAAAGACUCAAAAAAUAAAGGACAUGACCAUUUUAAUUCUACAAACUCUAACGCAUCUCAUUUAUCAAGAGAGCACAUGCAAAACAACAAUCAAGACAUUGUUGUUGCUCAAUAUGACUUCCAGCCUGCUAGUGACAGUGAUCUUCAAUUCAAAAAAGGAGACAGACUCAAGAUUAUUAAGGAAACUGGGGAAUGGUGGUUGGCGAAGUCUUUGGUCACAGGUUAUGAGGGAUAUAUUCCAAGUACAUAUGUGGCAAGAGCAGAAACAUUGGAGGUGGAGAGAUGGUUUUUCAAGAACAUGAGCCGCAGAGACACAGAGCGUCUUCUACUGGCCCCAGGAAACAAGUCUGGUUCAUUUCUUGUGCGAGAAAGUGAAACAACCAAAGGUGCUUUCUCACUGUCUGUACGAGAUUCCAAUCCAGAGCAAGGUGAUGUGGUCAAGCACUAUAAGAUCCGUGCCCUUGAUAACGGCGGUUUCUACAUCUCUCCAUCCACAACCUUUUCCUCUCUACAGGAACUAGUGAAGUUUUACUCCAGGACAGCAGAUGGUCUGUGCCUGAGGCUAGGAAGUCCCUGUAAGAUUGUUGCCCCUGAGAGACCCUGGGCUCAAGACGAGUGGGAGAUUCCCAGGGAGACUCUGAAGAUGGUAAAAAAACUUGGCGCUGGCCAGUUUGGAGAAGUGUGGAUGGGGUUUUAUAAAAACAACCAGAAAGUGGCUGUUAAGACUUUAAAGGAAGGCACUAUGGAGCCAGAGGCUUUCCUACAGGAGGCUAAUCUGAUGAAGCAGCUCCAACAUGAGAGACUGGUGAAAUUGCACGCUGUGGUCACCAAGGAGCCCAUCCUCAUUGUCACAGAAUACAUGUCAAAUGGAAGCUUGUUAGACUUUCUAAAAACAGAGGAUGGCCAUAAGUUAAGACUUCCCAAGCUGAUUGAUAUGACUGCUCAAAUUGCAGAGGGCAUGGCUUACAUAGAAAGGAAAAACUACAUUCAUAGAGAUCUGCGUGCCGCUAAUAUUCUUGUCUCUGAGACCCUGCACUGCAAAAUAGCUGACUUUGGCCUUGCCAGGAUUAUCGAAACGGAAUAUACUGCACAAGAAGGUGCAAAAUUCCCUAUUAAGUGGACAGCCCCUGAAGCCAUCAACUUUGGUACAUUCACCAUCAAGUCAGAUGUGUGGUCCUUUGGAAUUCUUCUAACAGAGAUUGUCACAUAUGGCAGAGUACCUUAUCCAGGCAUGACAAAUCCAGAGGUGAUCCGUAACCUUGACAGGAACUACAGGAUGCCAUGUCCUGAUGGCUGCCCAGGGGAGCUCUAUGACAUCAUUCUAAAGUGCUGGAAUGAAAGGCCAGAGGACAGACCCACUUUUGACCACCUACAGGACAUACUCAAUGACUUCUUCAUUGCCACUGAGGGCCAGUACGAGAUGCACCCAUAGCCCUUGCAUUCCCACUGUUAAGCUAUAAAUAAAUAGAUGGACUGAAAGUGGUAUUGACAGAUAUACACUUGGAAUGAAUGUGAAAUGGGAAGGAUGAACUAAGCCAAGGACCAAAAUAUAUAUUAUGGGGAAUAUACCCAUCAUUGUAUGUCAUUAAAUGUUUUUUUUAUUUGUUACUGUUUCUGUUCUCAUGGUAUAAUGUAUUUCUUUAGUGGCUCACGGUCUUCUUGGUACUUCAUAAAUCUUUUAAAGGUGAUGUGUGUAAAUGUGUGUGUGUUUGUUAAUGUUAAAAAUACUUUCUACUAUACCAGCUUAAUGUGUAAAAAACAUAAGUAGGACAUUUGUUGGUUGAUUCCCCAAAGGUGAUAACAGAUGGCUCUGUGUCACAUUCAAAACCCUGUUUGUUAGAGCAUCCCAACCAGCCCGAUAUAUCAAUAUUGUCUCAAUGGCAUGACAUUGGGGCAUUAUCUGUUCAGGAAACCUGUUUAAAAACAUUAUAUUUGCAAUUCCAUGCUAGAGGUGCUGAAAUUACAUACUCCAUCUUUAAAACUCAUAACUAUAACACACAAAAAACAGAACCAUAGCACAAUUAGCAUUUAACUGCCAGUAAAAACAAGAUCUUUCUAUAUCUUACUCUGAAGUUUCAGUAAACCCAUUUACAACUAUUUAACAUUAUCACUGCACAUUAUCUGUGGCUCUUUUGAACUUUAAACUGAAGUGAAUGUGUGUUAAAUAAAUUGGGACAUGUUCUCAAGAGAUCUGACCACUGACUACUUCAUUAGAGGUUUCAUGAAGCAAACGAUACAAUGAAAAGUUUUUACUCAGAUUUUCUCCUGAGAUUAAAUGUUCCGUUCAUCAAGAGUAAAAAUUUCGAAUUUACUGAUAAUAAAGUAGAGUGGAUGGCUAUUGUCUACUAACAUAUAGCAUUUGUAUGUUUACGUUCUGAUACUGUGUUUGU
Molecule: messenger RNA, 2765 nt
Organism: Xyrauchen texanus (razorback sucker)
Lineage: Eukaryota; Metazoa; Chordata; Actinopteri; Cypriniformes; Catostomidae
Gene: blk
Product: BLK proto-oncogene, Src family tyrosine kinase
Exons: 15
Coding region: 344-1807 (487 amino acids)
Biological process (GO): protein phosphorylation; cell surface receptor protein tyrosine kinase signaling pathway; cell differentiation
Cellular component (GO): extrinsic component of cytoplasmic side of plasma membrane
Molecular function (GO): non-membrane spanning protein tyrosine kinase activity; signaling receptor binding; ATP binding
Source: RefSeq, a predicted model, not a curated record